UCUCUGUUGCCAGGCACACAAUAGCAGGGCUGCUGUCCGCAUUUGGCCUCCUGGUUGGAGCGAUGACAUUAUGGGAAGGAAGCCGCUAGUGGCUUGCGGAGGUUGCAGAUCACGGAAGGGGUGGCUUAGUGGCUGGAGUGAGAGGAGGGGAGUGCUUCUCCGCCUGAAUGAAAGCAGCACCGUGCCAGCCGCUGUCUCCUCGGUGUGAUGCUGCACAGAGCCAUGGAGACACGGGGCUUGGUCACCGCUGUCAGCCUGGCUCUGAGCCUCUGCUCUCUGGUCCUGCUGGUCACAGCCAUCUUCACCGAUCACUGGUAUGAGACGGACACCCGCCGGCACAAGGAGAUCUGCGAGAGUCAGGGUAACUUAGACCCUACAGACCAGAAGAACAGACUCAUGCCCCUGUACCAGCUGCCCUUCCGGGGGGACGCGUCCAAAUCCCGAAGGAUGGGUCUCUUGUCACCAGCACCGGCUGGCGGGGUCCGAGAACCGGAGGAUCUGCUGGAAAACUGGAGGUAUUUGUUGGGACUGGGGGUGCUGGAGUCAGACUGCGGGCGCCCCCUCUUCUCCACCUACUCGGGACUGUGGAGGAAGUGCUACAUUAUGGGCAUCGACAAGGACAUAGACAACCUCAUCCAGAAAGGAAUUGCCCAGAAAUGCACAGCCAUCAAGUAUCACUUCUCUCAACCCAUUCGCCUGAGGAAUAUUCCAUUUAACUGGACCAGGAUUAUUCAACAAGAUGAGUGGCAUCUUUUACAUUUACGAAGAAUAACAGCAGGAUUCCUGGGAAUGGCAGCCGCCGUCCUCCUAUGUGGAUGCAUAGUGGCUGCAGUAAGCUUCUUCUGGGAGGAGAGCCUGACACAGCAUGUUUCUGGACUUCUUUUUCUCAUGACAGGAAUAUUUUGUACAAUAUCUUUGUGUACUUAUGCAGCAAGUGUCUCUUAUGAUCUGAAUCGCCUGCCAAAAUCAAUUUAUGGGCUUCCAAGUGACGUGGAGCAUGGAUACAACUGGUCUUUGUUUUGUGCUUGGUGCAGUCUGGGCUUGAUCGUAGCAGCCGGGUGUCUGUGCACCGCAUAUCCAUUUAUCAGCAGGACCAAGAUCUUACAUUUAAAAUUUGCCAGAGACUCUUGUGUAUGACUGAAAGGUGCAGGGUAAAGGACUCUACCAUCUCUAAAGCGUCCCAUGCACUACAAACCUGACUUCAAGUGCAUCUACAUAGAGACUACAAAUAUAUGUUUGAAGCACAAAAUCCUGUAUGCCUACAAAGUGGAUGAAUGGAAACAAAUUUUCCCAUUAUGUACAGAGGAUUUUGUUAAUUGACAAACGGCCUUCCAUUUACCACUGUUGGACCUGUCCCUGUGUUUUCCAGGUCUCUGUAUAUUCCUCACCAAAUCAACUGAAGGAAUUCUAGAUGAAUGGAGAGUGAAUGAAUAACGAUAACAAGUGAGAGAAGAAAUUCAAUAUUCUUAAUGAAGAAAAAAACAAACAGGACCUUCCAUAGCAUGGAAAUACUGUGCAAUCAAGUGCUUUAAGAAAUCAUCUUUUAUGCAAUAUGUUUGUGUGUCUUCAAGUGAAUUGUCAGUCUAGAAAGGAAACAAUUAAGACCCUCUGGGCCCCUAGGCAUUCAUACCAUCUAGGUAAAGUAUCCUGCCUUCAACUAUGAGUGUGGCAACAUUAUGACAUCAGGGUCCCCCAGCGCUCACUAGUAGGGUACCAGGAAUCUGAAGAGUUCAUUGCCUAGUGUGUCUGAUGGAUAAUCCGGUACAGAAAGAAUUUCCUAUUUAAGAAUGUUGUUCAUCUCUGGUCCUGCUUCAGGUUCUUUCUAUUUUUGCUUGUUGUCAUUUUUACAGCAGAAGAGUACAUAUGCUGUUAAUCCCGUGCUUGAUCAAUCUUACACGUGGUCUGUUUUAAAAUUAACUCCCUGUUCCAAGAUAUUAUUCAUUCUGCAUCUCAUUUCUUGCUGUGAGUUUCUUAAAUAAGUCAUUACCAUUGUGCCAUAAUAUACAAUGCAACAAAUAAAUCUGUAUUUACUUUAUUGGUUUACUUUUUAAGAUGUUUUACAGCAAUGUUGUUGUUUUUUUUUCCUAUUUUACUAUGUAACUGUGCAAGACAUUUGAUCAAACCAAAAUAACACUAUGAUAUAACAUGGCUUUUCACCAUUGGUCCUACAUAAGUAUUAUUGCCGUUAUGACUGCGCAUUGGAUUUGAUGUGCUAAUAAAACAUUUUUUAAAACAUUUUGAAUUUUUUCAAAUGCUAAAUAUAUACUAAA
Molecule: messenger RNA, 2270 nt
Organism: Spea bombifrons (plains spadefoot toad)
Lineage: Eukaryota; Metazoa; Chordata; Amphibia; Anura; Pelobatidae
Gene: TMEM178A
Product: transmembrane protein 178A
Exons: 4
Coding region: 208-1137 (309 amino acids)
Biological process (GO): regulation of cytosolic calcium ion concentration; negative regulation of osteoclast differentiation
Cellular component (GO): endoplasmic reticulum membrane
Source: RefSeq, a predicted model, not a curated record